This is a messenger RNA of Puccinia graminis f. sp. tritici CRL 75-36-700-3, 984 nucleotides long. RefSeq lists its product as uncharacterized. The record is from RefSeq and is a predicted model, not a curated record. Bases 1 to 984 code for a protein of 327 amino acids. NCBI's taxonomy places the organism in Eukaryota, Fungi, Basidiomycota, Pucciniomycetes, Pucciniales, Pucciniaceae. The transcript is spliced from 11 exons.
AUGAUAGCACUUGUCUGCCUCUCCCUCCUACUCCCAGCACAACUCCUAGCCUACAACCCGUCUUUUUCCUCAGACCAAUUGCAGAAUCGGCCACUCGGUGGCUGUACCGCAGUUGGGCCUGGUCAGGUGAAGAACUGCCUCAUACAAAACGACCCCGACACAUUCCAGCUCUGCAAGUGUUGCAAGGAUGAGACUGCAAUGAUCCAGUGCAUCAGUACGAAAACCGCCUGUCAGCCUUCGAACCAGAACCCAUAUUGGAAGGGGUCGUGGGAUUGCCCAGUCAACGACUGCUCCUCAGUGCCGUCUAAUCCCUCUAAUGAUGCUGUUGUGAAUUGUAUUCGUAACAGCGGUGAUGCCGCCCUCAUCAAAAGAUGCGGCCCCUGUUUAACUGAUUACUCGGCCAAACAAUGUCUCGCCACUUCAACUACAGCUUCACUCCCGCGUAAAGACUAUUGCCCGUCGAAGGACCCGCAACCGGGGGACCAUGGCCCACGACUUGGGGAUUGUUCCUCCUUGCACCCGCCUGGCGCUGUACUUCAGUGCAUUCGUGACAGCGGUGAUAAAAACCUGAUCAGUAGAUGUGGCAGCUGCCCAGAUGAUGAUUCGGCGCGCCUUUGUUACAACAAUAAACAAUCAUGUCCGGCACUGGCGCCCCGCCAGCUUUUAGGCGGCGAUUGUUCCACCAGGUUCCCAUCUAGUGCUGUGCUUGCGUGUAUCAAAAACAGCGGUGACAGCAACCUAAUCAAGAGGUGUGGCAGCUGCCCCAAUUAUGGUGACGUACCGGCCAUGUGCGUCAACUACAAAGCCACAUGCCCGACGAAACCGCCACCAGGCACGCCUGAUUGCGCCCAUCUGCCCCCUGGUAGCUCCACGCUCAAAUGCAUCCACGACAGCGGUAAUGAAACACUGAUCCAGAGAUGUGGUUCCUGCAAAACUGACGACUACGCGCGCUUCUGUCUAACCGACAAAGUCGUAUGCCCGUAA